UCCUGGCCCCGCCUCUUAGUUGGUCAUUACACUGCGGACGGGCGUGCAUGUAUACCUGGAGGGUGUUCCGGGGAUCAACGGCCCUGUGGGAAAUUACCUACAGGAGGUUUACAGGGUAUGUUGAUGACAACAAGGCUCGCUUCAUCGAUGUACUUAGAGAAGCUGUAGCCAUAAAAUCUGUGUCAGCCUGGCCAGAAUCUCGGGGAGAGAUCAAGAAGCAGAUGGAAUGGGCCAAGUCCAAGUUAGAAGCCCUUGGUGCAAAAUGUGAGCUGCAUGAUAUUGGCCUCCAGACUCUGCCAGAUGGGAAAAAGAUCUCUCUACCACCUGUGUUACUGGGCCAGCUGGGCUCUGAUCCCAAGAGAAAAACUGUGUGUGUUUAUGGCCAUCUUGAUGUGCAGCCAGCAUUGAAGGAAGAUGGUUGGGACACUGAGCCUUUCGUCUUGACUGAGAAAGAUGGAAAAUUAUAUGGUCGUGGUUCCACUGAUGAUAAGGGUCCAGUUAUUGGAUGGAUACAUGCAGUUGAGGCAUUCCAGAAGACUGGCCAAGAAGUUCCAGUUAAUAUUAAGUUUGUGUUUGAAGGCAUGGAGGAAUCUGGUUCUGAGGGUCUGGACGAUCUUCUCAAGGCACAGAAAGAUGGGUUCUUAGCUGGAACUGAUUAUGUGUGCAUUUCAGACAAUUACUGGUUAGGAAAAAACAAACCUUGCAUCACCUACGGGCUUCGUGGCAUCUGCUACUUCUGCGUUGAGGCAAGAUACUGGUUAUGCUGUGCCCAAGGACCUACAUUUAGGCUGUUUGGGGGUACGUGCAUGAGGGCCCUGGCUGAUUUAAUCUACCUUGAACACCUUCUCGACAACAAGGGCAAUAUUUUAAUUCCCGGGAAAAUGGAUGAAGUUGCACCAGUAACACUGAAGAAAAAACCUGUACAAGAUAUUGAUUUUGAUGUGGGAAAAUUAUCAGCAAGACUAGGACUGGAAAACUUGCAUCACAAAGACAAGGUGGGGACUCUGAUGGCAAGGUGGAGAAACCCUUCUCUCUCAAUUCAUGGUAUUGAGGGAGCGUUCAGCGAGCCAGGAGCAAAAACGGUUAUACCCCGUAAAGUCAUUGGCAAAUUCAGCAUCCGCAUUGUUCCUAACCAAACUCCUGAGUCAGUCAGUAAACUGACUGUUGACUACCUGAAUAAACAAUGGGAAAAGCGAAACAGUCCAAACAAGAUGAAGGUGACUGAACUGGAGGGCAGUGCUCCAGCUUGGAAUGUAGAUCCAAAUCAUGGUAACUUCCAAGCAGGCAGAAGAGCCACCAUGUUAGUAUAUGGGGUUCAGCCUGAUCUCACCAGAGAAGGCGGCUCAAUCCCCAUCACAAUUACGCUGCAGGAAGUUACUGGCAAAAAUGUAAUUCUGCUGCCAAUGGGAGCCUGUGAUGACGGGGCCCACUCACAGAAUGAGAAGAUCAACAUCCGUAACUACAUUGAGGGAACAAAGCUUUUGGCUGCUUAUUUGAAUGAGGUAGCCCACGUUUGAAACAUCUCCAGUUUUCCAACACUUCCAUUCAUCCACACCAGUAUAACCAGAAGCUUCAUGCAAACUAAGAUGAUUUCAAGCUAUUUUAAUGCAGUUCUAUACAUUAUUUGUAGUUGCAUGAUUGAUGAUACUGAUAAAUUGAGUCUGUAUAAGUUGUAUUAUAUUGCUUUUAUCAAUUCCUGAAAAGUAAUGGUACAAAGUCUGUGAUUUCAUUGUAAUUUUUCAAUGCAGCUUAUGGUCCUUUUUUUUUUUUUAUCAUUGUCAGUAAAAUUGUAUGGCCUUUAAACUCAGGACAGUUAUCUGCAUUAAUUGUUGCAACUGGCUGUGAUGAUCUUUAUAUGGUUCUUGGUUGGUACUGAGGUGAAGGAUGUAGACAAGAAUUCAACCUAUUUUCAUUACCAUCUGCCUUGUGUAGUUUUCAUAAUAUGGUAUGUGGCAGUUUUAUCUUUAUUUUUUUUUUCUAAUUCACUGAUAUGUAUGUUUAUUUUAAUGUCCUUUGUAAUUUAAUUUACAUUAUUUUGUAUUGCUAUACAGUACCAAUAUAUUUGUGUUCCCUGUGUGACCAUGACACCCAUAUGCAUCUCUGGACACCCUUGAUGCUAAUGAAGUGUUUUUCCAAGUUUUAGCAUUGAAAUUGGGCUCUAAUUUGGUCAUAACAGUGUCUGCACUCUGAAGGAAGGGUGUUAAUGUUGCAGUUUUAUAACUGUAGUGUAGAGCACCCAUCUGGCAAGAGAGUGAUGGAGUGAAUGAUGAAAGUUUUUCUUUUUCAGGCCACCCUGCCUUGGUGGGAAUCGGCCAAUAUGUUAAUAAAUAAAAAAAAUUGACAAUGAGCUCAUCAUAUUUGUCAUACAAUGUUGAAUGGGAACAAUAAUUAAAUACUUGGUAUUUACUUUGCCUUACAGGGUUUUAUUUCAAUCAAACUUGUUUUGCACAAAUUUCCUUGGGUGAUUUACAGGUAUUUACUGUACAGGAAAGCCUUGCUGAAUAAGACAUUUUAUAUAUGAACUGUAUUCAAAACAUUCCUGUACAGAGAACUGAGCUUAAUAGGUAACUACUAAUUUUUUUUCCCUGUUCAUUAUUUGUAUCAAUGAGCCAAGGAAGAAUUGCCAGAGGUGGAAGAUGGCAUAGUGUAGAGAUGAGAGUAGGUGUAAAAAUACAGCAGCCUGUAUUAGAAAGCAAGGGUAUGGCAAUAUAUUUUCUUAAAAUCCAGGAUGCCAUGGACAUGAGACUACUAAGGAAUGUUGUUGAAUGUGUGACCUUGCUGUUGAAGAAAAUGAAGAUGGUAAGAGAUGCAGUUAUGAGGAGAGAGAGAGUGAAGAGGGGAUUUUUUGAAUUGAAAAAUGUUGAAAAUAAAAGUAUUGAAAUAAAAA
This is a messenger RNA of Cherax quadricarinatus, 2887 nucleotides long. The record is from RefSeq and is a predicted model, not a curated record. Lineage: Eukaryota; Metazoa; Arthropoda; Malacostraca; Decapoda; Parastacidae.